Molecule: messenger RNA, 7504 nt
Organism: Sciurus carolinensis (gray squirrel)
Lineage: Eukaryota; Metazoa; Chordata; Mammalia; Rodentia; Sciuridae
Gene: Megf11
Product: multiple EGF like domains 11
Exons: 26
Coding region: 168-3590 (1140 amino acids)
Cellular component (GO): membrane
Molecular function (GO): scavenger receptor activity; protein binding
Source: RefSeq, a predicted model, not a curated record
CCUGCUAGCUGGCUCACUCGCUCGCGGUGUCCGCCGCCCGUCGCCCGACUCUGGGCAGCUCUCAGCUCCCGCACUUGGCCCAGCGCUCUGGAGCAGCUCGGGCUCCGGAGGACUGGACCGCGCAACUGGCUGGCUGAGCCCUGGGCGGGCCGCGGAAGCAGGCCCCGAUGGCGCUCUUCGUGGUGGGCCUGGCUGUCUUCUCCCUCCUUCAGACCACCCUCGCCCUGAACCCUGAGGACCCCAAUGUGUGUAGCCACUGGGAGAGCUACGCCGUGACUGUCCAGGAGUCGUACGCACACCCCUUUGAUCAGAUCUAUUACACGCGGUGCACAGAUAUUCUCAACUGGUUCAAGUGUACCCGGCACCGGAUCAGUUAUAAGACGGCGUAUCGGCGCGGCCUCCGGACCAUGUACCGGCGGAGGUCCCAGUGCUGCCCUGGCUACUACGAGAACGGAGACUUCUGCAUACCCCUGUGUACAGAGGAGUGCGUGCACGGCCGCUGCGUUUCCCCAGACACCUGCCACUGUGAGCCUGGCUGGGGAGGGCCUGACUGUUCCAGCGGCUGCGACAGCGACCACUGGGGUCCCCACUGCAGCAACAGGUGCCAGUGCCAGAACGGCGCCCUGUGUAACCCCAUCACAGGCGCCUGCGUGUGUGCCGCCGGCUUCCGCGGGUGGCGCUGCGAGGAGCUCUGCGCACCAGGCACCCACGGCAAGGGCUGCCAGCUGCCGUGCCAGUGCCGCCAUGGUGCCAGCUGCGACCCUCGCACAGGAGAGUGCCUCUGCGCACCUGGCUACACCGGCGUCUACUGCGAGGAGCUGUGCCCGCCUGGGAGCCAUGGAGCUCACUGUGAGCUGCGCUGCCCCUGCCAGAAUGGGGGCACCUGUCACCACAUCACUGGCGAGUGUGCCUGCCCUCCAGGUUGGACGGGGGCAGUAUGUGCCCAGCCCUGCCCACCAGGGACAUUUGGCCAGAACUGCAGCCAGGACUGCCCUUGCCACCACGGAGGGCAGUGUGACCAUGUGACUGGACAGUGCCACUGCACCGCCGGAUACAUGGGUGACAGGUGCCAAGAGGAGUGCCCCUUCGGGACCUUCGGCUUCCAGUGCUCACAGCGCUGUGACUGCCACAACGGGGGCCAGUGUUCGCCCACCACCGGUGCCUGCGAGUGUGAACCUGGCUACAAGGGCCCGCGCUGCCAGGAGCGACUGUGCCCCGAGGGCCUGCAUGGCCCAGGCUGCACCUUGCCCUGCCCCUGUGACACCGACAACACCAUCAGCUGCCACCCAGUCACUGGAGCCUGUACCUGCCAGCCAGGCUGGUCUGGCCACCACUGCAAUGAGUCCUGCCCUGCUGGUCACUAUGGCGAUGGCUGCCAGCUGCCUUGCACCUGUCAGAAUGGCGCCGACUGCCACAGCGUCACUGGGAGUUGCACUUGUGCCCCAGGCUUCAUGGGAGAGGUCUGUGCAGUUCCCUGUGCAGCAGGGACCUAUGGCCCCAACUGCUCAUCUGUCUGCAGUUGUAACAAUGGCGGCACCUGCUCCCCCGUAGACGGCUCCUGUACCUGCAAGGAAGGGUGGCAGGGUGUGGACUGCACCCUGCCAUGUCCCAGCGGGACUUGGGGCCUGAACUGCAAUGAGAGCUGCGCCUGUGCCCACGGGGCAGCCUGCAGCCCCUCGGAUGGCUCCUGCUUCUGCACCCCGGGCUGGCUGGGAGACACCUGUGAACUGCCCUGCCCGGAUGGAACAUUUGGGCUGAACUGCAGCGAACGCUGUGAUUGCAGCCAUGCCGAUGGCUGUGAUCCAGUCACAGGUCACUGCUGCUGCCUGGCUGGAUGGACAGGCAUCCGCUGUGACAGCUCGUGUCCACCGGGUCGCUGGGGCCCCAACUGCUCCAUCUCCUGCAGUUGUGAGAACGGGGGCUCCUGCUCUCCAGAGGACGGGAGCUGCGAGUGUGCCCCCGGCUUCCGAGGACCCUUGUGCCAGAGAAUCUGCCCCGCUGGGUUCUAUGGCCACGGCUGCACCCAGCCUUGUCCACUCUGCGUGCACAGCAGUGGGCCCUGCCACCACAUCAGUGGCCUCUGUGAGUGCCUCCCAGGAUUCUCCGGAACCCUCUGCAACCAAGUAUGUGCUGGAGGGCACUUUGGGCAGGACUGUGCCCAGCUCUGCUCCUGUGCCAACAAUGGGACCUGCAGCCCCAUCGAUGGCUCCUGCCAGUGUUUUCCUGGAUGGAUUGGCAAGGACUGCUCACAAGCUUGCCCACCUGGGUUCUGGGGCUCUGCCUGCUUCCACACAUGCAGCUGCCACAACGGGGCGAGCUGCAGCGCUGAGGACGGGGCCUGCCACUGCACUCCGGGCUGGACCGGACUCUUCUGCACACAGCGUUGCCCAGCAGCAUUUUUUGGGAAAGAUUGUGGACGUGUUUGCCAGUGUCAGAAUGGCGCCAGCUGUGACCACAUUAGUGGCAAGUGCACCUGCCGUACAGGCUUCACUGGGCAACACUGUGAGCAGAGAUGUGCCCCAGGAACCUUUGGCUACGGGUGUCAGCAGCUCUGUGAGUGUAUGAACAAUGCCACCUGUGACCACGUCACUGGCACCUGCUAUUGCAGCCCUGGAUUCAAAGGAAUCAGAUGUGACCAAGCUGCCCUCAUGAUGGAAGAGCUGAAUCCCUACACCAAGAUCAGCCCAGCUCUGGGUGCAGAGCGGCACUCAGUGGGUGCUGUCACAGGCAUUGUCCUCCUGUUGUUCCUCAUCGUGGUACUGCUGGGCUUGUUUGCCUGGCACAGGCGGCGACAGAAAGAGAAGGGCCGGGACCUGGCUCCCCGUGUCUCCUAUACGCCCGCCAUGAGGAUGACCAGCACUGACUACUCCCUCUCAGAUUUGUCUCAAAGUAGCAGCCAUGCCCAGUGCUUUUCCAAUUCCAGCUACCACGCACUGGCGUGCGGGGGGCCUGCCACCAGCCAGGCCAGCACUCUGGACAGGAACAGCCCCACCAAGCUCAGUAACAAGUCCCUUGACAGAGACACAACAAGCUGGACCCCCUACAGCUAUGUGAACGUGUUAGACUCCCAUUUCCAGAUCAGUGCCCUGGAGGCCAGGUACCCGCCCGAGGACUUCUACAUUGAACUUAGACACCUCAGCCGCCCCGCUGAGCCACACUCACCAGGUGCUUGUGGAAUGGAUAGACGUCAGAACACAUACAUUAUGGACAAAGGCUUCAAAGAUUACAUGAAAGAAUCCGUGUGCAGUUCUAGUACCUGUUCCUUGAAUAGCAGUGAAAACCCUUAUGCCACAAUUAAGGACCCACCCAUCCUCACCUGCAAGCUUCCAGAAAGCAGCUAUGUAGAAAUGAAGUCACCUGUGCACAGGGGGUCUCUGUACACAGAUGUGCCAACCUUGUCGACAUCUAAUAAAAAUAUAUAUGAAGUUGAGCCCACAGUCAGUGUGGUCCAAGAAGGCCGUGGUCAUAACUCCAGCUAUAUCCAGAAUCCAUACGACCUACCUAGGAACAGCCAUAUUCCUGGUCAUUAUGACCUCCUCCCCGUAAGACAGAGCCCUGCCAAUGGGCCCUCCCAGGACAAGCAGUCUUAAAGAGGGAUAAGCUUCUCUCUUGCAGUGUUCUCUGCUGAAUAUUCUGACUCUCUGAAAGAAGACAAUCCCUUGACUUGAAAUAAUGGUACAGAUUGACUCCAGCUGCAUAUUAGUUCACGUGGAACUAAAGAAGAGCUUCCGAGUGGGACUGGGGUAAUUGUUCAAGGAAGUCUGUUCACAAAGGCAAAUCCUGUCACCCACUUACCCCAGCCCCCAAUGCCCUGGAUUAUGAGAUUUUAAAAACAUUUAAGAUACCACUCCUCAUCAACAUCAACUAAAUACAGCUAAUAUAUAUAAUAUUCUGAAACACGAUGCUUAUAAAGCAUGUAGAAUAGGUUUUGUAAACCUUCCUAUGAGGAAAAGGGGACUGCAGAGGGGAGAGGAUUACUGUAAAGCACCUGAAAUGUAUUGUAUUUUUGGUUGCUGUUACCAUCAACAUCUGUUUUUCUACCUAAGAUAAUUAGUACAUAGACAUGAACUGUUCAAAUACCAUUCCUACAGUACUUGUAUAUAUAUGUCUGGUCCAUCAAAUCACAACACUCAAGAUUACAAUAGUACGUAGUCUGAUGCUCACAACUCCCAUUUUUAAAAAUAAGACUUUAAUAAAUACAAAUGAAAAGAAAUGAAAAAGAAAAAGAAUUAGUUCCCAAAGUGCAGUGGUCUCUUUCAGUCUACAAUGAUCUCUAGGCCAGCUUUACCAAAUUUUGCCAAUUAAAAGUUCUGAAACAAUGCAAGUCCCGGCCUUGUCAUAUUGCCUUAGUUCACACAACACCCAAGUCAUUCCAUGUGAAAUAGAGCACUGAGAUUAUACUUUGUGAGAUUACACUUUAAGUAAGUAGUCACAGACUGACAAGAAUUAAGUAUCCCUAAAAGUGGCUAUUUGGCUUUCCCAUUUUAUUUAGUUGGCAUCCCUUGAUUCACAAAAGUGCUUGAUUUCAAGCAAUUCAUAAAUCUUGAGCUUGCAGUAUGCAAUCUAAAAGUGUAAAGGAAAUUAGACAAAUGUGGAUACAGCAAGUUUAUGUUGUUUAAUGUACGUUAUGCUUUUUGAUGGAACUAAAUGAGAUAAAUGAUCAAAAAAUGGACUAUAACCAGUUUUAGCAUGAUGUAAAAACUUUAUAGUAAACAACGUGAGGAUAUGCAGUGCUUCUACCGUAAAAUCACAAACUACUGAGAUGGCCAAAUAUGUAUUCCAAUGAGUUAAUGAUCCAGAUCUCAGUGGUCAGAUGUGUCUACACCUUCUAUUACUAAUGAAUGCAGGUAAAACAAGGCUCAGACAAUUCCAAUGGAGCCAGCUUCUAAGUCCUACAGAGGACCUCUUUACAAGAAUUCAAAACAGAAAAGGCAAACUGUGGAAGCUAAUGGCCAUCCCUAUUCCACUUCAUUCUCUGGUAACAGUACAACCAGUAAAAAAUACUUCUAAAAAAGGUAUAAAGAAGAGGAUCAAAAUGACUGCAAAGCUGGAAUAUGGCUACAGGAUGUGUGGGAGUUCUAAAACCCUUGAUAAAAAUUGGAAGUCUGCCAAGGAACCCAUUAGUUAGGGCAAUAAUCAGCAAAAGCAAGAAAAUAAAUGAGUAAAUCCCCCUCCCCCCACUCCUCAAGGCAUAAGCAAAUUUUAGUGUUAGAGGAAAAUAUAUAAUACUUACAUGAAUGCUGCAUGUGUGCAUGGGAGCGAGUAAUCAGCAAUAAAAAAUUUGCUUUCCAAAAAAGCCUUAUUCAAAUAUAAAUACUAGAAAAUUACUUUGUAGACCCAAGUAAAUAUUUCUCAUACAUAUGUAGAAAUACAGGUGAAACUUACCUCAGUAUUUUAGGGUCACGAUGUGCUCUAUUAUCAUUGUGAAGCCAGGAUGAAGAAGCAUGGCAAAGUCAGCUAGGAGAAACUUCAUCUCAAUCCCAGGUUUUAUCUUCUUCCCUUAUCCUGCAUGUGCAAUAACUGCUACCUGACAAACUGCAAAUAAGCAGCAUCACUCAAGUUUCAAGUUUCACCUCUCUUCUGCCAAAUGCCCUCUGGGCAAAGAUAUCCAGCAGGAGGUGAAUGGCUAGAGCACUAAGUUGAGAUUUCAGUGUUACUCUUGUCAAGUUACUUGCCUAUUUGGGUUCUUUUAUCCCCCAUGCCUAAAAAGUGAAGAAGCAGGGAGUGGAAAGGGAGCUCUCCCAGCUCCUCAGUUCUAGCAUUCUAUGACUUUUUAAAGUAAAGUAAUACAGCUCAAGUCAGGCAAUACAGAGAAGGAAAAGGCAGAGGAUGUGAUUAAUGUAUGGUAACAACAGCACUCUUCACAUAUCUACGAGUCACUGGUAAAAGACAUUCCAAUCUUACAGAGAAAAUGUUCAAACAACUUCUAGCACUGUCACAAAUAGGUUCAUGGUCAGCCUAAGCAUGUGCACUGUGCAUUAUAUUGGUGAUUUGGAAAGAUCUGUUCAAUUAUUUUGCAGAAACUGAAUUCUCAAUAAAAUAAAAUAUGCAUACAAUUCAAAUGAAUAAAGGAAACAAUUUAUUGUACAAUAGCAUAAAAGAUACUAUGAAAUGGCAAUACUUUUUUAAACCACAGAUUUGUAAUAUAUUUGUUCACUGUACAGAGGGAUUGUACCUUGUACAAAAUAAAAUGAAUUUCUCACACUAAUUUAACAAGAAUGCCUACUGUGGUGUUGCAAACUGAAAAUGUCUAUAAUCUAUGCCCAGGUUUAAGGGCAGGAACUAACCUACAUUUUGUGUGGUCACUUUAUGUACGUGGAAGAGUGAAAAUUAUUUCAAUAGAUGCUUGAAAAUAAACAGGUUGUUUAACAAGGGAGUCUCUACAUUUAAAGUAAUGAAUGGACACAAUAAAUGCUUAUGUCAAGAUACUUUAAAAUCUUAUACAUAUUAGUACUAGAGAGUUUUUCUGCUUUCCCAAAUAUUUGUCCUCAAAGACAACAAUCACAUUUUGUGCUCAGCACCAGAGGCACAGUGGAACUUCUAUGGACUAGAAUAAGGGCAGGGUUAUGGGCUACCUAAUUUACAUAAAUUCAAUAAACCAGUUUCUAUUGGUAGAAGUGAACAUCCAGUACAGUUACUAGGAGUGCAUCUGUUUUAGGACCUUUUAAAAAAAUAACUUUCUGACCUAACUGGUAAAGAAUUAGCAAGAAUAAUUUUAUAAUAAAAUACAUAUGCUAAAAAAUAGCUUACUGAAUGAUUCGAAAAGUUUAAAUUUCUCCUUUAUACUUUCAAAAUAUUUAUAUAGUCCUCAUAUUUAAGUUAAACCAAAAUCUUCCAACAACCUGUGAGUUCACAAGGCUUAUGAUAUACAAGAAUUAUUUCAGUUUAGUAUGAUAUUUAAUGAAAUAUAUACAUUUUUUUUCUACCUAGAGAUAGGAGCCAUUCAGAAAAGAUUACUAAGAUAAUCAUCAAGGGUUGGAAGUUGACAUCUCAGUGAAAGACAAAAUGUAAUUAAGAGGUUAUAAGCUUAAAAAAGGUAUUUACUAAGAAUAGCCUAAGAUGGGGCUGGGGUGUGGCUCAGUGGUAGAGUGCUUGCCUAGCAUGUGUGAGGCACUGGGUUCAAUCCUCAGCACCACAUAAAUAAAUAAAUAAAAUAAAGGUAGUGUAUGCAUCUACAACUAAAAUUAUCUUUAAAAAAAAAUAGCCUAAGAUUAUGCCCUUUGAGUCUCAGAAUAUUACCAAUACUAUAAAUGAUACCCUGUCUCAAAAUAAAAAAUAAAAAAGGGCUGGGGAUAUGGACUAGUGGUGGUUAAGCACCCCUGGGUUCAAUCCCUAGUACAAAGAAAAAAGAUAUGUUCUGUUAGUCAUUCAUCUGAACAGGGGGAGGGAAGACAGAAGAAGCCUGUUUAAUCAGUGUGGCAACAGAAGACAGAAAAUCUAAGAAGGGAUGGAUUAAUGGAUAUGUAGGUGUUUGUUAAACUAUUAUUUAUGCUUUUGUAUAAUA